CCGGCCGCGCCGGGCUGAGGCCGCGCCGCCUCUCGCGCCUCCCCGGCUCGCUGAUGCCGGGGGCGCCUCCGGGGGAAGCUCCGGGCGGCGCGUUCGCCGGAUGCUAAACUACCGGCGGACUGCAGAGGAGAGGGGUCCCGUCUUCUCCUGAUGCUUAAAAAAACAAAACAACAAAAAAAAGAGUAAAGCAAUUUCUGCUGUGAGCCCAGGACGGGCAAGCCGCCCGAGAUCGCUUCAAGAUAUCCCCCAGGGGCGGAGGAGGAGGCGAUGGGCUGGAUUUAGUAGGACAACUCGGUUACUAAUGACUCCGCGGCUGGCUGCGACCCGCCGGGAAAUCAGGUGCAAGCAUGUUUGCCUGUAGGUACCUGAGCUGAUCCCGACGGCGCCUAAAGAUGCUGAGCGGCGUCUGGUUCCUCAGCGUGUUAACCGUGGCCGGGAUCUUAGAGACGGAGAGUCGCAAAACUGCCAAAGACAUUUGCAAGAUCCGCUGCCUGUGCGAAGAGAAGGAGAACGUCCUGAAUAUUAACUGCGAAAACAAAGGAUUUACAACGGUCAGCCUGCUCCAGCCCCCCCAGUACCGAAUCUAUCAGCUCUUCUUCAAUGGCAACCUCCUGACCAGACUGUACCCCAACGAGUUUGUCAACUACUCCAACGCGGUGACUCUCCACCUGGGCAACAACGGGCUGCAGGAGAUCCGCACCGGGGCGUUCAGCGGGCUGAAGACCUUGAAGAGGCUGCACCUCAACAACAACAAGCUCGAGGUGCUGAGGGAGGACACCUUCCUGGGCCUAGAGAGCCUGGAGUACCUGCAGGCCGACUACAAUUACAUCAGCGCCAUCGAGGCGGGGGCCUUCAGCAAGCUGAACAAGCUCAAAGUGCUCAUCCUGAACGACAACCUCCUGCUGUCGCUGCCCAGCAAUGUGUUCCGCUUCGUCCUGCUGACCCACCUAGACCUGCGCGGGAACCGACUGAAACUGAUGCCUUUCGCAGGGGUCCUUGAGCACAUUGGGGGCAUCAUGGAGAUCCAGCUGGAGGAGAACCCCUGGAACUGCACAUGCGACUUACUUCCGCUCAAGGCUUGGCUGGACACCAUCACCGUUUUCGUGGGGGAGAUUGUCUGUGAAACCCCCUUCCGCUUGCACGGCAAAGAUGUCACCCAGCUGACCAGGCAAGACCUCUGCCCCAGAAAAAGUACCGGCGACUCAGCUCAGAGGGGCAGCCACGCUGACACACACAUCCCGAGGCUGUCACCUACCCUGAAUCCUGCUCUCAACCCGACCCGGGCUCCAAAAGCCAGCCGGCCACCCAAAAUGAGAAACCGUCCCACCCCCCGGGUCACAGUGUCGAAAGACAGGCAGAGCUUUGGCCCCAUCAUGGUGUACCAGACCAAGUCCCCGGUGCCCCUCACCUGCCCCAGCAGCUGUGUCUGCACCUCUCAGAGCUCCGACAAUGGGCUGAACGUCAACUGCCAAGAACGGAAGUUCACCAACAUCUCCGACCUGCAGCCCAAACCCACCAGUCCAAAGAAACUCUACCUAACAGGGAACUAUCUUCAAACAGUGUAUAAGAACGAUCUCCUAGAAUACAGUUCUUUGGAUCUGCUGCAUCUAGGCAACAAUAGGAUUGCAGUCAUUCAGGAAGGUGCCUUCACAAACCUGACCAGUUUACGCAGACUUUAUCUAAACGGCAAUUACCUUGAAGUGCUGUUUCCAGCUAUGUUUGAUGGGCUGCAGAGCUUGCAGUAUCUCUAUUUAGAGUAUAAUGUCAUUAAGGAAAUUAAGCCGCUGACCUUUGAUGCUUUGAUUAACCUACAGCUGCUGUUUCUGAAUAACAACCUGCUGCGGUCCCUGCCUGAUAACAUAUUUGGGGGCACAGCCCUCACCAGGCUGAAUCUGAGAAACAACCAUUUUUCUCACCUGCCAGUGAAAGGAGUUCUAGAUCAGCUUCCCGCUUUUAUCCAGAUUGAUCUCCAAGAGAAUCCCUGGGACUGCACCUGUGACAUCAUGGGACUGAAGGACUGGACAGAGCAUGCCAAUUCCCCUGUCAUCAUCAAUGAGGUGACCUGUGAAUCUCCCGCAAAACACGCCGGGGAGAUCCUGAAGUUUCUGGGGAGGGAGGCGAUCUGUCCAGACGGUCCGAACUUGUCAGACGGAACCGUUUUGUCAAUGAAUCACAACACAGACACACCUCGCUCACUCAGUGUGUCUCCCAGUUCUUACCCUGAACUGCACACGGAAGUUCCACUUUCUGUCUUAAUUUUAGGAUUGCUGGUUGUCUUUAUCUUAUCUGUCUGUUUUGGCGCUGGUUUAUUUGUCUUUGUCCUGAAACGCCGGAAGGGGGUGCCCAGUGUUCCUCGGAGUGCCAACAACUUAGAUGUAAGUUCCUUCCAGUUACAGUACGGCUCUUACAACACCGAGACCCAGGAUAAAGCAGACGGCCACGUCUAUAACUACAUCCCUCCACCUGUGGGCCAGAUGUGCCAAAACCCCAUCUACAUGCAGAAGGAAGGAGACCCGGUGGCCUAUUACCGAAACCUGCAAGAAUUCAGUUACAGCAACCUGGAGGAGAAGAAAGAAGAGCCAGCCACACUUGCUUACACUAUCAGUGCCACGGAGUUGCUGGAAAAGCAGGCCCCGAGAGAGCCGGAGCUGCUGUAUCAGAAUAUCGCUGAGCGGGUCAAGGAGCUGCCCAGUGCGGGACUCGUCCACUAUAACUUUUGUACCUUACCUAAAAGGCAGUUCACCCCUUCCUAUGAAUCUCGACGCCAAAACCAAGACAGAAUCAAUAAAACCGUUUUAUAUGGAACUCCCAGGAAAUGCUUUGUGGGGCAGUCCAAAGCAGACCACCCUUUACUGCAAGCUAAGCCGCAAUCAGAACCAGACUACCUCGAAGUUCUGGAAAAACAAACUGCAAUCAGUCAGCUGUGAAGGGAAAUCAUUGACAACCCUCUGGCAUCAAAGGAUGCUGCUCCAAACUCUUGGAAGCUGGGCAUUUGCUUUAGUGUGUGUCUGUUCUCCCUUUCUCAGCCUCAGUGGGGGACUUUGAAGAUGUUUGGGGGAUGGGGUGAAGCAAUGAUACUGCUUUUUCAAGUUUUCCUUUAAAUUAUUUCUCUCUUGCUCUCCUCUCUCCCCCACCUUUCCCCCCACCCCUUCUUUCCUUAGGAAUCAUCAUUGAACAUGAAUGUUUCUACAAUGCAAUUUUUCAUAUACUUUGUUUAUGGCUGUGUUUACUUUUUCUUCUUUUAUUUUUCCAGUGUGGGAAUGGGAAGAGGAGAUUAUAGUGAAUGAAGAAACAGUAAGCAAACUUUUCAAAUGAAAAUGGAUAUUUAGUGUAUUUUGUAGAAGAUCUCCAAAGAUCUUUUGAGACUAUAAAUUCUUUUGUAAAUAAUGAUAUAUGGUAUUUCGGACUUCAGUUACCAAGCAUAGCCACUGGGCAUCACUUCUUCAUGUUAAAGUGCCUUUGCACUUUAAGUACAUUACUUAAAUGUUGCUUUUAGCUUUGAUAAAUUGAACAUAUUUUAAUGUGUUGUAUUUUUGAAAUUAAAAACACUGUAAAAUAGAUUGAAAUGUCAGCUAUAUUAAGUCAACGUACAGUUUGCUUGAGUUAUAGAAACCAGCUUGUCAUCAAAUGAUUCUAGUUCUAGGACUUUAUAGAUUUAACUGUAAAAUGUUUCCUUUCCUUUGGGUUUGUUCUAAGUGAUUUUAUUUAAGUCAACUAAGGGGAUUUAACAGUGGACUAGAGGUAAUAAACCACUUCAGUUGGGAUUAGUAAUUCAUUAAUAAAAUAUAUUUAACCCAAUAUCAGAGUGAAUUGAACAAUUAAUGCCCUUCCGUAAAUCAUUAUUUUACACUAACAUGGUCAGUGUUUUAGAUUAUUUUCCUAAUUAAAGAGUACAUUACACAACUUGUAAUAUA
This is a messenger RNA of Dama dama (fallow deer), 3914 nucleotides long. It is a transcript of the gene SLITRK2, whose product is annotated as SLIT and NTRK like family member 2. Gene Ontology annotation, biological process: positive regulation of synapse assembly; regulation of presynapse assembly; axonogenesis. The record is from RefSeq and is a predicted model, not a curated record. Gene Ontology annotation, molecular function: protein binding. Bases 393 to 2927 code for a protein of 844 amino acids. Gene Ontology annotation, cellular component: glutamatergic synapse; membrane. Lineage: Eukaryota; Metazoa; Chordata; Mammalia; Artiodactyla; Cervidae. The transcript has 4 exons.